This is a messenger RNA of Folsomia candida, 3334 nucleotides long. RefSeq names its product transferrin. Lineage: Eukaryota; Metazoa; Arthropoda; Collembola; Entomobryomorpha; Isotomidae. Gene Ontology annotation, biological process: iron ion transport. The coding region runs from base 641 to 3040 and encodes 799 amino acids. The transcript is spliced from 24 exons. Gene Ontology annotation, cellular component: plasma membrane; recycling endosome; early endosome. The record is from RefSeq and is a predicted model, not a curated record.
UGGUUACAGUGAAUACCAUGGCAUGGACUGUUGUCGACACGCUUGGUAUGUAUGACAUGGCCAUGUAUAUUGUGCUGCUAUGUGCUGCGGUCUGACCAGGUAAAUAGGUAGGUAGGCAGGCUUCUACGUACAUGAUGAUGUAAAAUAUUGAAGGAAGCAUGAUUGCUAUAAAUUAAUGUGCUCUCAGUUCAUGGAAUGUGCCAAGUAAAGAAAUUAAGCUUUUAGUCGCGAAAACGGUCCUAAGGUGUCCAAAGCUUUGUUUACUCACUCAGUCGUGCGGAUUCUAACUAAAUAAGUAGUUAAGAUUCUGUAAAUUUACAAAAGUUUGCAUAUUAAUAGCGUUGCAUACAUUAAAAUAUUUUAAAAAGUUGUUGACUCAGUUUAUAAAUUUUAAAACAUUUUUGGAGGAUUAAAAAAUACUGCAAGCAUAGUUGACAAAUUCAGUCCUCAGAGAAAAUUUAGAGAAUCUACUGCCCGGUUAUAAAGAACUACAGUGUUAUCAAGUGAAUACACAUCUUCACAUCAGUUCAUUAAUCAUUUAAUUACAUCUAAAAAUGAACGAUUAAAAACAUUUCUUGUAGUAUAAGUAAAGUGUCAAUAUUACUGUGCCUUAAAUAGUUGUUAAAAUAGUAGCGUGACAAUGUACAAAAUUAACUCCAUGUUUCCUCUCGUCGGGGGAAUUAUUAUUUUGACGAGUAUUUAUCUAGUUAAAUCUCAAAUUUCAGGCCAAUAUCGGCUCUGUGUUCCUGAUGUGCUAUUCACAGUGUGUCAGCAAAUGGUUGCAGAUGCAGCCUCGCAGGGAGGUCGGUUUGAAUGUACUCCUGGAAACGAUAAAAUUGACUGUCUUGCCAGGGUUAGCAAGGGAGAAGCUGACCUAUUAGUUCUCGAACCCGAGGAAGUUUACGUUGCUCACCGUUUUUUCCAUGAUGCUUUCUACGUUGCAACAGAAAUCCGUACAACUGCCCGUCAAGCAGGGUCAUUUCAAUACGAGCCGGUGGCAAUUGUUCGGAAUUCGGCGCAAAUCAGAUCAUUGAAGGAUUUACAGGGGAAGAAAUCGUGUCAUACAGCUUUCGGUAGAACAAGUGGCUGGGAGGUUCCCUUGGCCCGACUCAUGUUAAAGAAUGUAAUGGUAAAAGAUUGCUCAUUAGACUUGACGACCGUGGAAAGAGAAAUUGCCUCUGCAUCUCAUUUCUUCGGGGAAAGCUGUGUUCCAGGAAAAUGGGCUCCAGAUGAUCGAACCGACCUGGAACUGAAGCAACGAUACCCAAAGUUAUGUCAGCUUUGUUCCAACACAAGGCUCUGCAGGGAGGACGACAAGUACUCAGGAUUCCGGGGUGCCUUAAGAUGUUUAACGGAGAAUAACGGGGACAUCAGCUGGACACGUCUUGAGACGGUGUAUCAAUAUUUCGGAAACAUUCCUCCGUCCCAACAAGGACAACAGCCACAGCCUAAUCCCCAGCAGACACUGGAUGGAAAUAAUCGAGCAUCUCUGAGCGCAUCUGAAUACUCAUUUUUGUGUCCUGAUGGAAGCUCUCUUCCAAUUGGAACAACCACCCCAUGUACAUGGGCUGGAAGACCUUGGCGCAGCUUCAUUGUCACCAACAGACUUUCAUCACCAACUACGAUCGCAGACAUUCAACAGCAGAUCAGUUUGUACAGAAGCGUGGGAGCCCAACUUAUCACAGGAACGCCAACUGUAAUUAAUUGGUUGGGCGACAUCUUAGAAUUUAGGAUCCAAGAUAUAGAGUUUCAUGUGCCUGCUACUGUCGCCAACACUGUAACCCCACUAGCUUAUUUGGAUAGAGGGAACUAUACAAUGACUAUUGAAAAACCCACGUGUCCCAAUCGCAGAACACUAAGAUUCUGUGUGAGGAACGAGAUUGAAAAACUUAAAUGCAUGGCUUUCCGGAUGGCUUCAUAUGGCAGAAGAAUUUUGCCAUAUUUCGACUGCGUUGUUGGAGAGUCCAAGGAGGAUUGUAUGCGUAAAAUUGCCAUUGGCCAAGCGGAUUUCACAAGUGUAGACAGUCGAGAAGCAUACGUGGCGUCCAGGAAAAUGCGGCUGACGCCAAUUCUGUCCGAAGCCGAGCGGUUUGGUGAUGAAGACGCUGAUGCUGCUCGAUAUGCGGUCGCUGUCGUCAGAGUUGACUCUGGCAUCCAAACGAUUGUCGAUUUACGAGGAAAACGAUCAUGUCAUGGAUCUGUGAGCAGUUUGACCGGGUGGAACAUUCCUUUGAUUGUGCUUCGAGAUAGUGGACUAAUAUAUCCUCAGCAAUGCCAAUUUGGACGAGCUUUGGCCAGUUUUUUUGCAAGUAGCUGUGUUCCAGGAGCCAGAGAUCAGAAUCUUCAACUUCCUGAAAGUCUUUGCUCUCUCUGCGUUGGUGCCAGUCUAGAUGCUCCGGCCCUCAAUACGGAAGAAAAUUUUUGCGCAAAUAACGAGCUGGAAGGGUUUUAUGGUGAUCUUGGUGCAUUCCGGUGUUUACCAACUCUUGCAGCCGACGUUGCCUUCGUGGACCACCUUACGCCACUUUUAAAUACAGAUGGACUUGCGAACGCCACGUGGGCGGCUGGACUGCUCUCCGCUCAAUUCAGGCUGGUCUGUCCCAUUGGACCAAGCCGUGCAGUAACAGAAUUUCGACAAUGUCACUGGGGUAAAAUACCUGCAGAUAAGGUUAUCACAGGAGAGGAUAAAGAUUAUGUCGAGCGAGAAGAUAUUCGACUCACUCUGCUUAAAGCUUCAGAGACGUUUCAUCCAGAACAAACCGUAUUGAGACUUUUUGGGCCAUUUUAUGGAGUUCCAAAUCUACUCUUCAAGGACAUCUCUACUGGUCUGGUACCGUUAACAGAUGAAGGGUUCGGUACUCGAAGGAUUGAUUCCUAUGGACGCUACGUGUCAGCCAAUAAAGAUGUGGUUUAUGAUCAGCAGUAUGCUCAACGAAUAUUGAGAGAUGUGGAUGACUGCAAUUCUUCAAAUGUUAUCAACCAAUCCAUUCUUCUUUUGAUUACUUCUUUUAUAUUGUCUUGUCCGAUCGUCUUUGACUGAUGUCCAGAACGUGCAAAAUGCUUUAAUUUUACCCACUUGCAACUUGUUCUCAUAAUAUUUCUUUCAGCGAAUCAAUGCAAUGUUGUUACUUUUACACGAUAUAAAUAAUUUUGCCAUGUAUCAUACAAGUAUUAUGACAUAUCUUACUUGCACAAAUUGUAUGAAAUUUUAAUUAGUUACGAUUCAUAUGUAUUAUGUAUAGUAAAUACAUUCUUAUUAUAUGUACAUAAAUCUUACAAAGUAACGAUAAUAUGAACUCGAGUAGUAAAAAUUUCAUACACUUUUGAGGAAAAA